Amphiprion ocellaris (clown anemonefish) is the source of this 2663-nucleotide messenger RNA. RefSeq names its product popeye domain containing 2 (gene popdc2). Gene Ontology annotation, molecular function: cAMP binding. Bases 414 to 1553 code for a protein of 379 amino acids. The transcript is spliced from 4 exons. NCBI's taxonomy places the organism in Eukaryota, Metazoa, Chordata, Actinopteri, Pomacentridae. Gene Ontology annotation, cellular component: sarcolemma. The record is from RefSeq and is a predicted model, not a curated record.
ACACUUUGUGAGAUAUUAGCCGGAGUCCCUCCUGUUUCCUGUCCCCGACUCUCCGACUGUUAUGUUAAGUAGUGCGCCUGCUUUCUGUCCGCCACUCUCUCCUCCUUGGGUUUCAAUUCCAAACAUGGUUAUCCUUGUAGGGCUCCAUCGACGCCCCCCGCCUCCUAUCUCCUCCAGCUGUUGGCAGGCCGGCGGUGGAAGAAACAGACAGUAGAAGCACAGCAAGAAAGACGACAAGAAGCAACUCAUUCCAGCUGUGUUUAACUGAGCCGUGAGAACUUUCUCCCAUUGAAGAAUUUUCCACUGCAGGCCAACGGAACAAACAUCCAGCAGCUGUUUAUUUGGAGCUCCUCACAGGGCAGAAAUAGCAGCGAGCUUGAAGAGGGUUUUUUGGGUCGUUUUAACUUCCAAACAUGAGCGCAGGAAACUGGACUCUGCUGGACAGUUUGUUCUUCCCGCCGCUCUGCGAUGGCUGGACCAACAACACCGAAGGGGCCAUCUACCACCUGGGCAACACCUUCCUGUUCCUGGGCUACAUGGGGGGCAGCGGCGCCUACGGGUGCCUCUUCAUCUUCUGCUUCCUGUCGCCGGCCUUCCUCUGCCUCACACUCUGGGGCUUGUUGACCAUGUGCGGCCUGGACGUCCUCACCUGGAACCUGAUCCUGCUGCUGGCCGCCCUCCUGCAGAUCUGCCACCUGCUGUUCCGGCUGCACCAGGAGGGGAUCCACAGCGAGGAGCUCACCGCCCUCUACCAGGCCGUCUACCUGCCGCUGGGCGUCCCCGUCCAGGUGUUCAAGGAGAUCUCCAGCGCCUUCGAGAACAAGGUGGUGGAGCUGAAGGCCGGAGAGACGUACGCCAUGGAGGGGAAGACGCCCAUCGACCAGCUCGCCUUUCUGCUGUCCGGCAGGAUAAACGUGUCUCUGGAGGGUCAGUUCCUGCACUACAUCCACCGACACCAGUUCCUCGACUCUCCUGAGUGGGAAUCUCUCCGACCAAACGAGGAGGGGAAGUUCCAGGUGACCCUGACGGCGGAGGAAGACUCCCGCUACGUCUCGUGGCGUCGCCGCCGCCUCUACAUGCUGAUAUCGAAGGAGCGCUACAUCGCCCGCCUCUUCUCCGUCAUGCUGGGAUACGACAUCGCCGAGAAGCUCUACAACCUCAACAACAAGCUCUACAUCAAGAGUGGCGUCCUGCUGGACAUCCGCCUGCCGAGCCUCUACCACGUCCUGGCGCCGUCCUCGCAGGGCAGCGAAGGAGGCAGCGGUAGCGAUGGUGGCGGCCUCCCCAGGGAACAGCAGGACCGGGAACCGGCGCCGGCCUACCAGACAUCUGAUCCAGGCCGGUCUGAGCCCCUUCAGACGCCCCUGCAGGGACCAGGGAAGGCGGCCCUAGAUGAACCCCUGCAGGCCCCCCAGCAGCGCUACCAGCACCCCUGGGCGUCGGAGCCGGAGCUGCCCUCUGGUGAGGACUCCACCAGCCUGGUCCUGGAGGACUUUGCUGAUGUGGCGGGCUCCUUAACGGACUAUGGCAGUGAGAGGGAUUAUUUGAGGUAGAGGGUGCAGGGUUCUGCAGCUAACACACUGGGUCACCUUUAAGCUACAUAAUCUGACGAUGAGGUGAAUCUUCCUCCUCGGUUCCAGAGGAUCAGAGCUCCGCUGGCUCCAACCGACACCCCGAAACUGUGAGAACGAACUCUGGAAACUCCAAAUUAUCUCUGAAUAUCUGCAGCAUGAACGUGUCUCAUAGCACCGCCUCAGUAAUCAACGUUCUCCUUCCACAUCUGGACGUUUAAUUCCAAUGUCUUCUGUUUUCUAACAGACAUUUAAAGUCCCUGAAACAGCGUUUAGGCCACGAAUAUCACAAACCUGGAGAUUUAAUUAAUAAAAUAAAGAAGCAAAUCCAAAGAGGAACCAAGAACUAAGAUCAUAUUUAACACCUGAAAUGUUAUUUAAAAGUUGAUUUAAAUUCAUUAAAACACACAGAUUUGGUUUCAUGUCGAUGUUUAAACUCUAAAUGUUUGGUUCAGAUUUUGUUUUCACGUUUUUAUGAGUGUAAACGAUUUUUCUUGUUUGUUUCACAAAUGAUUUAACUUUUAGUCACACAUUUUCUGGAUCUGAAGGAUUUUUUCAUGGUUUUGAUGACAAAAAAUUAGCAUGAAUCAAUAAGAUGUUUUGAUGUAAAGAUUUAUUUUUCACACUUUCACUCAAAUUCAAACAUCAGUUAUUAAAAAUGAUUUGAAAAUACUGCUGAUUGACGUCCUCGCUGACAGAUUUUCACCGUUUUUUUUAACUGGGAUUUUUAUCUUUUACAGCUAAAAAUCAACAAAAUAAAAAUCUUUUCUGCAGUUUUUAAAUUACUAGAUCUUAAAACAUUGACAGAUUUUCACUUUCAUGUUUAUUUUUCUAUCACAAAUUGAUUUUAAAGAUGAUUUUUGUUUUGUUUUUUUAGCUUGAAGCCAAAUUCAGGUAGAGGAAACACUUUUAUUUCCAUUAAUUGCCUGUCGACCAUGUGUUUUUUAUUUUUUAUAACUAAUGGAGUGUUUCAUACACACAUGUAAACUGUGAAUCGUGUUGCUUGAUGUCAGAAAAACGAGGAAAUAUUUGUAAAAAAAGUAUUUUCAUGGGGCCAAGUUUUCUCCAUAAAGAUCUUUGUGUGCAGUGGAA